UAUUGAAGGAAUAAAUGAGAACAAAACUUAUCAUAAAUUUGUUUGCCACCCACAAACCCAAGCUCAACAAAGAGGAAAUCAAACAAUUCAAAGCUCUAUGGAUUCAACUACAUUCAUUUCAGAGCUAAUAACCUGAUACAUCACUGUUCACUCCCUAUUUCUCCUCUCGUCUGUCUGACUAUUACACAGUGAUUUGUGAUUAUAAUUUCUAUUCUUCCCCUGUUUCCCUCUGCAUCUCUCCCUGCAAUCAUGGCUGCUGUUGCAGAGAACCCAAAGGCAGCGGAAGAAAUUAGACUAAGAAGACAGCCCAUUUCAACUUCAGAUCCAGACCCACAAAUCGCUUCUAUCAUUCAAUCUACUCGUCGUAAAUCCACCAUCUCUUCCUUGCUUCUUUCCACUUUCACUAAUAACACCAACAACACGAACACGAAGAACGUCAGAAACAGCAACAAUAACAAUGUUUCCGAUGUGUCGUCGACGUUACAGCACAAAAAGAAGAACUUUACAUCGGCGACAUUCGGAGGGCUUGGGUGUGCUACAUCUUCACAUGUGUCGGCGCCGGAGGCUAUUCGGUCUUCGGCAGAUUGGCAAGCUAAGAAAGUGAGGAAGAAGAAGCAGAGGAACUCGCACAGGAAGAAGAGCCAGCAGGGGUUGACGACGCCAACAACUGUGGCGAACCCGACUUCCGUUGCUGUUGUUCCUGAUGUUUGGUGCUCUCCAGGGAUCGCUUUCGUCGCCGAUGCCGCCCCUGUUGAUUGUGUUGUAGCAAGAAGGCCUGUGGUGGGAAGAGGGAGAGUCGAUGGGGAGAGGAUGAAUCACAGAGAGCGUUCUUAUACCAUGAGGAGAGCUUCCAACCUUGAACACAUCUCAUUACUGGAUUCUCCAUCUGCCUAUGAGACAUUACACUCAGGAGCUGAUGUAUUUGGAGAUAGGCCUUACCGUCAUUUCCGCCAUCGAUCCCCAGGAGGACUUGCAGAGAUUGUGAUGUUCCAAAAUAGCCUGCUGCUUGGAGGAAGAUCACAUCAAUAUGAUCAAUAUAGGGAUUGGAGGCUUGAUGUUGAUAAUAUGUCAUAUGAGGAAUUGCUUGAGCUGGGUGAUAAAAUUGGUUAUGUAAGCAAUGGGUUGAGAGAAGAUGAGAUAUUCCACUGUCUCAGGAAAAAUAAACACUUGAUUAUGGAUAAUUACCCAUCAUCAUCUCUUCCAACUGAAUCAGAUUUGAAAUGCAGCAUUUGUCAAGAGGAAUAUGUAGCAGAUGAAGAGGUGGGAAAGCUGGAUUGUGGCCAUAGCUAUCACAUAUGUUGUAUUAAGCAGUGGCUUCUGCGUAAGAACGCUUGUCCUGUCUGCAAGGCAGUUGCAGCCGUUCAACAUUGAUACUGAAGGACUGACAUCCUCCUUUGGUUUCAUUGUCCUCUUGUUUUCGGAUCAUAGUGUAUUUGGUCUCAUCUAUUGCCUUGUGUAUAGAUUGAACUCGCAAAAUAAGCAAGCUUUUAUUCUUUGGUGUGCAA
Molecule: messenger RNA, 1505 nt
Organism: Macadamia integrifolia
Lineage: Eukaryota; Viridiplantae; Streptophyta; Magnoliopsida; Proteales; Proteaceae
Exons: 5
Coding region: 250-1371 (373 amino acids)
Molecular function (GO): ubiquitin protein ligase activity
Source: RefSeq, a predicted model, not a curated record